GGAAGCAGUCAGGAGCCGCCUGCCUUCCUCUUUAUGACAGCAGCGUCAAACAGACAGGGAAGUAUUUGAUCUAAACGGCCGAGUUGAGCUCAAAAUAGUCUCCCUUUGAUUUAGAGCUGCACAUUUAAAUAGCAUCGAACAUGUCGAAGAACACAGUGUCGGCACGCUUUCGGCGAGUAGACGUGGAUGAAUACGACGAGAACAAAUUUGUGGACGAAGAGGAUGGAGGAGAAAAUCAGCUGGGUCCUGACGAGACGGAAGUAGACGCCCUUAUCAGACAAGGGAAUCUCAUUGAGGCGUUACAUGCAGUACUGAAGAACCCACCUAUCAAUACAAAAAAUCAGAACGUCAAGGACCGAGCUGAGGGCCUGGUGCUGAAGGUGCUCAGUGCCUUUAAGAGCAGCGACAUCGAGAAAGCAGUGCAAUCGCUCGACAAGAACGGGGUGGACCUGCUGAUGAAAUAUAUCUACAAAGGCUUUGAGAGGCCCUCAGAGAACAGCAGCGCAGUUCUGCUGCAGUGGCAUGAAAAGGCUCUGGCUGCCGGAGGAGUGGGCAGCAUUGUCAGGGUACUAACGGCGAGGAAAACGGUGUAAAAGCAGAGAUCAAACACGCCGCACUGUUCACGUCCCAGAGGGCAUCGCAGCUCAACAGAACACCAGAUUUUAGUUUUACCCACUCAGGUGCUGAUUUUCGUGAGACGUAAACAUGGGACUUGAAAAGUGGGUUAAAACAGUUUUUCUUUAUUUCUUCCAUUUCAGUUUUCACAGCCUAAACCACAGUCCUCACAGGGUGCUAAAAUACCUUCCUACUACAUCCAUUUGCUGAUCCCUCUGAGAUCAGCGGUCCCUCUGCUGUUUACGCUCUACUUUAGAGAAGAAACACUGGUGGGAAUUCUGCACCAACUACUAAUCAGUAAUCUCAUUUUUUGGUUCCCAUUAUGUUACUUUAGCAUCAGAGACCCCUAAGUGGGG
Molecule: messenger RNA, 971 nt
Organism: Cyprinodon tularosa
Lineage: Eukaryota; Metazoa; Chordata; Actinopteri; Cyprinodontiformes; Cyprinodontidae
Gene: arpc5b
Product: actin related protein 2/3 complex, subunit 5B
Exons: 4
Coding region: 141-593 (150 amino acids)
Biological process (GO): cell migration; Arp2/3 complex-mediated actin nucleation; regulation of actin filament polymerization
Cellular component (GO): actin cytoskeleton; Arp2/3 protein complex; cytoplasm
Molecular function (GO): actin filament binding
Source: RefSeq, a predicted model, not a curated record